GUCUGUUUCUACAGAGAUAUUUGUGCCGGAUAAAUGUCACAUAUGCGGGAGAGUUUCUGUCGUGCUGGACUUUAAAUUGAGUAUUGUCUAAUGGGCGAACACAAACUUGGAUUUCUGCUGAUAACAAAAGGGACUGCUACGAGAAAACGAAUUAGGUGAGGCGUUUUUUUCUCAUUAGUCCCCAGGGAAGUUAAAAUAAACAACAGCAGUGCUUAUCCGUUUGAUUUGAAGGCUGAUUGACACUGACCUUGGCAGUACUCGCCUGUGAAUCUGCACAAUCAACUCCUGAGCGAACCAAAUGCACAGAGAAAGAUGCAUUUGGGUAAGGCUUUACUGUUUGUCCUCCUCCUCAAUUGCGCAACUUUGAGCUCAUCCCUGUCAACUUGUGCCACCGUGGAUAUUGACCACGUGAAAAGGAAGAGGGUCGAGGCGAUACGAGGUCAAAUCCUGAGCAAACUCCGACUGACAAGUCCCCCACACUCCCUCGGACCGAGUAAAAUCCCUUAUCAAAUCCAAGCAUUGUAUAACAGCACCAAGGAGCUACUGGAGGAGCUUGGGAGGGAUCGGCAGCAGAGUUGCGGUCAGGACAACACAGAGACAGAGUACUACGCCAAAGAGAUAUACAAAUUCAACAUGGUCUACGGACCGACAGAAAGCAACGAUCUGCCCAACUGUCCCAAAGGUAUCACCUCUAAGGUUUUCCGCUUCAAUGUCUCUGCCAUGGAAAGAAACUCAACCAACCUCUUCAGAGCAGAGUUUCGGGCUCUGAGGGUUCCAAAUUCAAGUGCCAAGAGGAAUGAACAGCGGAUUGAACUCUACCAGAUUGUAAGGCCAAACGAACACAUCAGGAAACAGCGCUACAUCGGAGCCAAGAAUGUGCUGACCAAAGGCACCCCAGAAUGGGUCUCCUUCGAUGUGACUGAAACUGUGCGGGAAUGGCUGAUGAACAGAGGAACAAAUCUGGGUUUGGAAAUCAGUGUGCACUGUCCCUGCCACACCCUCAACCCAAAUGGUGACAUCAUCGACAAUGAGAAUGAAGUGCUGGAGGUGAAGUUUAAAGGCGUGGAUGGAGAUGAGGAACACAGCCGCUGGGACAUGAGUCACCUAAACAAGCGAAAGGAGCAGCUGCUGCCUCACCUUAUCCUCAUGAUGAUCCCACCACACCGCCUGGACGCUCAGUCCACACGCCGACGCAAGAGAGCGCUGGACACAAACUACUGUUUCUCAAACACAGAGGACAACUGCUGUGUUCGUCGGCUCCACAUCGAUUUCCGGCGUGACUUGGACUGGAAGUGGAUCCAUGAGCCCAGUGGUUAUGAUGCCAACUACUGCUCCGGGCCCUGCCCUUACCUGAGGAGCUCAGAUACAACACACAGCUCGCUGCUGAGCCUGUACAAUACUCUGAAUCCGGAGGCGUCCGCCUCCCCCUGCUGUGUCCCUCAAGACCUGGAACCCCUCACGAUACUCUACUACUCUGGACGAACCCCCAAAGUAGAGCAGCUCUCCAACAUGAUUGUCAAGUCUUGCAAGUGUAGCUGAGAAGACGUGAAAGGCGAGGUAGUAUGGCAGGAUUUUCUCGGCACUGACCAAACCUAUGCUCAUUGACAUUUUGGACUUUUAGCUGUGACAAAUACUUAAACUGACCCUGUGGCCUCAAGGCUAAGAUCUGAACACCACUCUGAAGGUCACACAUUUUUAAGGAUGCAUAUUUUCUUUAAAAACUUGAGGUCCUUGUUUUUUUUUUUUGUUUCUCCUUGUUUUGUAUUUUUUCCUCCCACUCAGUGAGUUCUGGAUGACAUUUACUCAUUUAAAUCUUAAAAGGUCAAACCACACCCAAACGUCACCUUUCAAUUAAGGUAUGAUCUUAUAAUAUUUCCAUCUAGAUUUGUGAAGAUGGACAACACAGUCGUAAGGCUAGAUUGUGGAAAGCCCUGUACAAAUAUAUCUGUGACAAAAAGAAAAAACAAUGAAAUAGACUUGUUUUACAUUGAGCCCAAGCUAAAUAUUCCACAAAGUUAUACUUUACAUUGUCAGUAGAGCUUCCUGUUUCUAGCCUUGGGACGAUAUUGUUAAUCAUCACAUAUAUAGACCGUGCUCUCCUGAACGGUUUGAAGAGUCCUUUCAGGCUUGAUUUUUUUCCCCCUUGAACUUGCCUGAAGUUCCCUUCCCUUCAAACAGUGGGCAUUAUCUUCAAACACAAAAGGAGAAAGGACAGACUUGCUGCUGUAUCCAAAGCCAUAGCUGUGGUCAGGGAAAAGGAGAGCUGAGAGAAUGCCUUUUGGAUUUGCAAUGGAAAGUGAAUGAACAAAGAAGUUGAGCCAAGAUUUUCUUUUUUUGGCCAGCCAGCAGCAAUGGCCUUUUUCCCGGUGCAUCUAUAAGAAUGGAUGGAAGAAGAAGAAGAAGAAGAAGAAGAAGAAGAAGAAGAAGAAGAAGAAGAAGAAGAAGAAGAAGAAGAAGAAGAAGAAGAAGAAGAAGAAGAAGAAGAAUAAGUAGAAGAAGAAGGAAAAAAAGAAGAAGAAGAAGAAGAAGAAGAAGAAGAAGAAGAAGAAGAAGAAGAAGAAGAAGAAGAAGAAGAAGAAGAAGAAGAAGAAGAAGAAGAAGAAGAAGAAGAAGAAGAAGAAGAAGAAGAAGAAGAAGAAGAAGGGACCUGUAUGGAAGGAAAGAACUGUGAUGGAAACUAGCCAAGAGCACACUGCCUUUCACUGGAAGUUUUCAUCCCUAACAGGUUCAAAUUAUUUUUGGGACAUCAAAGACUAUACUGGAACAGAACAAGUGUUACGCAACAGGUUUUUAUGAGAUUUCUUUUACAUUAGUAGCAGAUUUGGUCUGUUAUGCAACUUGUCAUAUAGUGAUUGUUUCACUAACUGGGAAGAAAAGUGACGAGUUUCUCUGUUUUUCUAUUCCAUUAUGGCUACUGUUACAUUUUCUUGUGGUUUAGACAGAAUAUUGAACUAUUUUGCCCAUAAACAAAUUAGUUUGACCUGUUGUAUGUGAUCCACUACAAUAUAUAUUUGACUUAAGUCUUUGACUUAUUGUAUUAUGAGGCAACUAUUCCUAGAAAGUAAAAUCAGAACACUUUUCUCCAAUAAUAACUGUAACAAAAGAGGAAAUGUAAUGUAAUUUAGAAUGCAGAUGUUUACUUCCCUUUUUUUAAUCAUACUAUCCUAUCAGCUCACCUGUCACUCUCCAAUCCAGCCAGCUGACAAAGAAUUGCAUGUGCAGUCAGGACUCUGGUGUUUGUGCUCCCGAAACACUGCAGUCAUUCAUUCCCUCUCCUCCGUCUCUGUUUGUUUUGGUGCUCUUUUACAGUGUGAAGCCCUCAUGGAACAAAAAUGAAGAGGGAGGGGGGAAAAAAGUCAUAACAUGACAGUGGCUGGAUGUACAGUAGACCUCAUUUUUCUCUGAGUCAGGAGAACAAUUCUGAAUCCCUGUACUGUUUUGACAUUUGCCCAGUCAGUCAUCUAGCCUUCAGAUGACAGUUAGGUGACAUUUUGGCAGUGAUAAUGUUUCAUUGACUUGUUGAUCAUUAUUGUUAUUAAAAAACACAACAAAGCAAAACCUGUACGAGCCAUUUUUAAUUUAUAAGAAUGCAAAACAACAACAAUUACCUAUUAAUUUAUGAAUUAAUUAAAUAUAAUGGAUCUGCAAAAACAUUUACCUCCAGAUUAGGACAUGAUGA
Scomber scombrus (Atlantic mackerel) is the source of this 3679-nucleotide messenger RNA. Its product is annotated as transforming growth factor beta-3 proprotein-like. The coding region runs from base 313 to 1539 and encodes 408 amino acids. Gene Ontology annotation, cellular component: extracellular region. The transcript has 7 exons. Gene Ontology annotation, molecular function: cytokine activity; type II transforming growth factor beta receptor binding; growth factor activity. Lineage: Eukaryota; Metazoa; Chordata; Actinopteri; Scombriformes; Scombridae. Gene Ontology annotation, biological process: regulation of cell population proliferation; transforming growth factor beta receptor signaling pathway; BMP signaling pathway. The record is from RefSeq and is a predicted model, not a curated record.